GUAUGAGUAUCCCCGUCGAGAUCAGACCCUCCUCCCCGGCUCACAGCACUGCGGCCGCAGUAGGCGUGUGGGGGUACCGGGCUGUCGGUGCUACUACGUCACCCCAGCGGGAAAUUCCCACUCGCGGGGAGGAGCGGCCGAGGUAGAGCCGGCAACAGCUGAGCAGCAGCAGCAGCAGGGCGCGGAGCUGCUGCCGGCGCCGAGCGUCCCGGGCAGAGAGCGCGUGUGUGUAGCGGGCACCAUGGCUGGUGGGUGUGAACCCUGCGUCGAAAUAUUUGAGCAACCCAGGCAGAGAGGCAUGCGUUUCAGGUACAAAUGUGAAGGACGAUCAGCAGGCAGCAUUCCAGGAGAAUGUAGUACCGACAGCAAUAAGACAUAUCCCACUGUAGAGGUUCUGAACUUUGAUGAUAAAGUGAAAGUAAGGAUUACAUUAGUGACAAAGAAUGAGCCCUACAAGCCACACCCUCAUGACCUGGUUGGAAAAGACUGUAGGGAUGGCUACUAUGAAGCAGAAUUUGGACGAGAUCGCAGAGUCCUAUCUUUUCAGAAUUUGGGCAUUCAAUGUGUUAAGAAGAGAGACCUGAAAGAAUCAAUCUGUUCACGAAUCGCAAGAAAGAUCAAUCCAUUCAGUGUGCCUGAAGAACAGCUGCUUAAUGUUGAUGAGUAUGACCUCAAUGUCGUGAGACUCUGCUUUCAGGUGUUCCUCCCUGAUGAACAUGGCAAUUGUACAAUACCAAUUCCUCCUGUCAUCUCCAACCCUAUUUAUGAUAACCGAGCUCCUAACACAGCAGAGUUGAGAAUCUGUCGUGUGAACAAGAAUUGUGGAAGUGUAAAAGGAGGAGAUGAAAUAUUUCUACUGUGUGACAAGGUUCAAAAAGAUGAUAUAGAAGUCAGAUUUGUCUUGAAUGAGUGGGAAGCCAAAGGUAGUUUCUCACAAGCUGAUGUACAUCGCCAAGUCGCUAUUGUAUUCAAAACCCCACCAUUUUACAAAGAUAUCACUGAACCAGUUACAGUAAAGAUGCAGCUGCGAAGACCCUCUGACCAGGAAGUCAGUGAGUCGAUGGAUUUCAGAUAUCUUCCAGAUGAAAAAGAUCCUUAUGGUAAUAAAGCAAAAAGACAAAGGCAAAUAUCAACAUUGGCUUUGCAAAAGCUCAUGCAGGAAUAUGGUCCCAAUGUGUCUGAGAGGCCCAAAGCAGCUCCAUUCCGGUCUAUCCCUGGUGAUGGGAGGAUAAUUAAGAAAGAACCAAAUAUGUUUUCUCAAACUGCGAUUAUGCCGCUGCAGAGAACUCCUGUAAGCACCAGUCAAAUUCCGUCUUACUAUUCCCCACCCACAUGCAAUUCAAAUCCAAUCCCACAUCAGCCUACAAAUGUGCAGGCCGUGGGACCGGUUAAGCAUGAUGAAGCUCUUUCUUCAUGUUGGCAGUCCCUGUGCUCCGCUUCAUCGGGCAACACAGUUAAUACACACCCACAGAACAGUUUUGUAAUGGAUGCACUUCACCCUAACCCACAGAGCAGCAGUUCUCUCUCAGCUCUUCAUGAAAAUGUUCUGCACUGGACUGAUCAGAAGGAUAUAAACUACUAUCGAGAUUUCACCAGCACAAAUGGUAUAGGAGCAUCAGCAAUGUCACAGCAAGACAUGCAGAAUGUCUCUGAUAGCAGCAUCAUGCAUCAGGCUCACACCAUAAACGUCACAGCACCCAGCAUUGUUAACAUGGAGACUGAUGACAUGGGAUGCAUGAGCAUGAACGUAGAAAAGGCAUCAUUUAAUCAAGUUUUAAACCCAAAUGAUCACAGGAGGCAAAUCCAUCAGACGCCUUCUAUCAGUACAUCUCUAGCAGCUUCUGGUAGCUCAUCUUUUAGUUCACAGUCCAACGCAUUUCAUUCAGCUGCUUACGGUUUCCUAGACCCUCAAGUUAUGAACGAAUCAAGGUCACCCAGCAAUCUUAUUCAGAAUAAUCAAAAUAGUGCUUCCAAUAGCCAGUACUAUACAGAUGGGACCCAAGGUGAAGAAGAGCUUUUGAGCUCCUUUGAAGUCCAUUUCGAAGCUCUGUUUCAGGGCUUCAACCCCUGAGUCUCUGUUUUGCUGUCAGUCUGAAAACCAGUAUCCAAAAUUUCUCUAAUGGCCAGAGACAGAGAAUUUAUAUGUAGUCGAAUAUUAAUACUCAUAGUUAUGCUGUGGGAGCCUAACUUUUCCUCUCGGAAUGUUUGUCAGUGCAACUUAUUAUGCACGUUUCAGACUAUAAUUAGGACGGCUGAUCAAAGGUUGAUGCCACAUUAAAGGUGACAUUAGGGAACAGGGUUUGGGAAUUUACAUCAAAAUAACCCCAUAUAAUUUUUUUAUACUGUUGGAAAGGGGUAGUGAAGGGGGCUGCUAAGUGCUAAAGACCUCCUGCGCUCAGCCGAAGCUCACUCAUGGAAACAAGUAUCUUCAGAGGGGCUACAUUUAUAUCAUUUAAGAGAAGGAAGUAGUUGGAAACGAGAACAGUUGUUUCUCCUUACAAAAUUAAUAUAAAUUUGCUAAAUAACAAACCAGACAAAUCCAGGAAUUGUCCUGCUGGUGCACAGCAGUGGCCCAUUUAGUCCUCUUAAUAUUUUCUUCUUACCUGAUAGUGCUAUCUCUACAUUUUUUAUAUACAUAUUUUUAUUGCUAAACUUAGCUUAUGCACUGAUUUUUUUUUCACAUUUAUAUGUUCACUCUAUUUGCUUACAAAGCAAAUUUGUUUUUAAAAAUGGUAAUGACUAUGUCAUUGUUAGAUCUAUUUAAAAAUAUUAGACUGUUCCCUGGAAUUCUUAACUAGUGCAGCUA
Molecule: messenger RNA, 2806 nt
Organism: Chelonoidis abingdonii (Abingdon island giant tortoise)
Lineage: Eukaryota; Metazoa; Chordata; Testudines; Testudinidae
Gene: REL
Product: REL proto-oncogene, NF-kB subunit
Biological process (GO): cellular response to stress; positive regulation of transcription by RNA polymerase II; response to cytokine
Cellular component (GO): nucleus; cytoplasm
Molecular function (GO): DNA-binding transcription factor activity, RNA polymerase II-specific; RNA polymerase II cis-regulatory region sequence-specific DNA binding
Source: RefSeq, a predicted model, not a curated record